Messenger RNA from Phialemonium atrogriseum, 1132 nucleotides. Its product is annotated as ornithine decarboxylase antizyme-domain-containing protein. Gene Ontology annotation, cellular component: cytoplasm; nucleus. Gene Ontology annotation, molecular function: ornithine decarboxylase inhibitor activity. Gene Ontology annotation, biological process: positive regulation of protein catabolic process. The record is from RefSeq and is a predicted model, not a curated record. Bases 23 to 856 code for a protein of 277 amino acids. Lineage: Eukaryota; Fungi; Ascomycota; Sordariomycetes; Cephalothecales; Cephalothecaceae. The transcript has 2 exons.
CUUUGGAGAGACACUCGUUCCUAUGAAAGCCCCCGCUGACGCUCUUCCGCAGGGGCCGAGUGGUAUUCCUGAGGUCCCUUCAACGGGACUACCAUCGCCGCCGUCAAGCCCCCCCCUCGCGGCCAUCACCUCGACGAACCAGCUGGCGUUGACUCCAAAGACGAAGUCGCGCACCGACGGCAGCUGGGGCGGUCGCAAUGGGAAUGGCAGCCCUCGACCGCGCCGUCGAGGGGGGGCAACAUCACGGAUCAGGGAAGAAUGUGAGAGAUUCUUUUGCGAGACCCUGCGGGCCAUGUUUCUUGGUGAGAGGAACUUGGCAGCGCACGGCGCCGUCCUGACGGAUGUCAUCAACUACAACAACUACCACAACCGCAACCACCACAACUACAACGGCACCGGUAACGAUGCUGGUGGCAUCAUCGCGGCCGACGACCCGCUUACGCCGCCCGAGCACUUCCCCAUCACGGAUCAAUCCCUGAUGGCCUCACGGGCGGCCGGAGCGGAUACCGGCAACGUUUCCGCCUGGUUGGAGGUAUACGACUACGCUGGCGGGACUAGCUUCCGGGCUUUCGUGUCUGAGGAUACGGAAAUCAAGAGUCUAUUCGUCUUUUUCGAUGCUGGCGUUCUCGGAAGGGACUUGAAGCAAGCUCUCGUCGCUCUAAUCGAACUUGCCGAAGGACCACUUGACUGUUCCCACAUGGUCAUCUGCCUUGAUCGGUCCUUCCCUGACGAGGAGCUGAAGGCAAUGAUGAAGGGCCUGCAAUGGGCCGGAUUCUCGCUUACAACUCUUGAUCACUGGACCGGUGGCAUGGACAUCAUAAGUAAUCAGUGGCUGUUCAUGGGCAUGGAAGUCUAAGGGAUCAGUUAUCCAGGGCGAAUGAAUGAAUUAUUUGAUGGAGUUCUCGGGGGUUCGGUGUCGUUCUGCGAAAUUGCAUUUCAUAUUUGGGUGGCCGCGUAUUGCCCUUUUCAGAUUUGCUCCUUUUAGCUCUGCUCCUUCUUCUUCUUCUUCCGGUCGUAACAACGCACCACGUCUAGCAAAUUGAAUCUUGGUUUCACAGUCAAAUUUCUUGUUUUUACCAUAGGUAUCAUAGCAAGUCUCUGGAGAAGAAAAUCUAUCCACAUUGAGGCUGCG